Pogona vitticeps (central bearded dragon) is the source of this 1758-nucleotide messenger RNA. The record is from RefSeq and is a predicted model, not a curated record. Lineage: Eukaryota; Metazoa; Chordata; Lepidosauria; Squamata; Agamidae.
UUUGCACGGCGCAGAGAUCUCAGACCCUCAGCCCAGACACAAAGCUGAAAGGGGAAGAAGGGUCAGGAGAAAGGGAAUUUCUUGUCUGAUGCUCUGCGAGGGAACUCCUGUUUUGAUGGCACCUGGCAAACGGCUCUUCUCUGCCCUCCUGGCCACUUGUCUGUGGAUGUCUUCCAGGGGAAUUGACCCUGGGGAGGAAAUUAAUGAGACCAUCAUCUGUACCAAGGACCUGAUUGAAGUAGAAAUCCCAAGUACCUUUUUCCUAUCAAAGAAUCCUCCAAUAUUAAUCUCUGAUUUGCACCUUAACGACCCAGAAUGCCAUGGCAGCAUAGUUGACAACCUCUACGUGUUCAGCAUUAAGACUAACUUCACAAACUGUGGAACGAGAAUGGAUUCAGAUGGUGCCCAUAUUAUUUUCAUCAACACCAUACAGAACAAUUUUUCUGAUGUAAUCACAAGGGCUUUCGUCAAUAUCACAUUUGCCUGCCGAUAUCCUAUUAAUUACAUGGUACAGCAGCCUAAUGGAGAAAAUAAAAUCAGUGUUGAUAUCAGGACCAUUACGCUCAACACUGAAGAUGGGAACUUCUCUGUGUCUAUGAUGUUGUACAAGGACCAACAUUUUGAACACAUGUGGACUACAGUUCCAUUACUGACUCUAGAAGACAACAUAUUUGUCAAAGUUGAAAUGGUUCCAGGUAACUUCAUCAUGAGACUUGAAAACUGUUGGUCUACCCCAACCAAGGAUCCUGUUCAUGCUGUGCAGUAUUCUUUUAUUAAGGAAAGUUGCCCAGAAACUGUAAAAGAUGAAACCCUCUCUGUAAUAACCAACGGAGAAAGGGAAGAGGCAACGUUUAGGAUCCAAAUGUUCAAAUUUGUUGGCAUCUCAUUGAACCAUGUUUUCUUGCACUGCACUGUUCAGAUUUGUCACAAUACAGCUGCUGCUUGCAAACCGAAUUGUACGGGUGACGAUAGCCAGAACAGAAUGAAAAGAGAAGUCACACCUUUUUCUAAUCACAUGGUAUCUUAUGGACCUAUAAAACGAAAGCUGGUAGAUAAUGAAGAGUCUAAUAUAAGUAAAGGGAGUCUCCCACCAAUAGGAAUGUUGAUCCUUGGAGGAAUUCUACUGGCUGCUCUGGUGAUAAUGGCAGUUUUGGGAAAGCUUUUGUUUCAGUCCAGAAGGAUGGUCCCAGCUAUGCAAGCACAGUUGAUAUUGUCUCAUUUUCACAGUUCUGAAAUAGCAUGAUGAAUUGUUAUCCAAUAUUAACAUGAAGUGCUUGACAGCAUAACAGCAACUGCAUUGUAUUAACAUGUAUUUACAUGAGUUUUACAUUAUUUUUCUUUUCAUACAUCUCACAAGCCCAACAGUUAGUGCUAGUAUUUGUGUCCAGCUAUAACCAUCACCACCUUCAAAAUGCAGACCUGGAAGGGAUCCUAUGGAUCAGCCAUAAUCCAGCCCGUCAAGAAGACAUAAGGGAGAAUCGAAUUCCCAACUGCCUAAACCACAUUAUAAGUCAAUUUUGCCAAAAGUAGGGCGAAAGAAUAAAUUAAAAUGUGCCUAGUCUGAGGUUGUGUAGGUCCACUUUGUACAUAGUGUUGAAAAACCUGUGAGGAUCACACAUAUGUGUAUUUUACUGAACUUAUGCAUUGCAUGAAGAUAUGUUUUCUAGCAUGAACCCUGACUGCAUGCUACUCCUACAGAAAUCCAUCCCAUGGCUCCUUUCAUGGUAGCACAUUCAGCCUAUCUUCAUUGCUUGGUUA